Tetrahymena thermophila SB210 is the source of this 2877-nucleotide messenger RNA. RefSeq lists its product as hypothetical. Lineage: Eukaryota; Ciliophora; Oligohymenophorea; Hymenostomatida; Tetrahymenidae. The record is from RefSeq and is a predicted model, not a curated record. The transcript is spliced from 15 exons.
UACUAGUUUAUUAAUUAAAAUAAAUAUAGAUUACUGAAAUAUUAAUUAAUAUAUUAAUUAUUAUAAACCUAAAAUAUUGGAACUUCUAAAAUUUAUUAAAUAUCUUAUACAAAUCAAGCAAGAAACCAAGCAAGCAAUCAAGUUUUAGACUACAUGGAAAAUAUAAACGAUAGUGCGGAUGAAAAUAGACCAGGUACUUCGCUCAAUAAAAAGAGAGGCAACAAAAGCGAAGAAAUUAUUUAAAAUAAAUCUUCAAAUCUACCAAACAGAGAAAAGGUUUCAACAUAAAAGGGAUCCAGAAGAGGAAAUUAGCAAUAUUUUGAUUUGAGAGGCUCUUCAAGUUAAUCAUAAUUUAGAACAGUCAAUAUGACUUCAAGCUUUUACAACCAGGCUUAAAGAGACUUAGGUUUUAAUCCACCAGGUAGUAACUAAGAUUUUAGCAAAUCACUGUCAUCAUUUCAUAAAGGGUCUGUUAUUGGAUCAAGGUACUCUAAUAAAGAUUUUAGUAAGAUAAUUCCUAAGAAUAUUAUGUUUGAUAAGGAGGUUUUGUAUGAUGAGCUACUUAAAACUAAAAAUAAUCAAAAUAUUCUUGUUUAAGAGAAUCACUCACUUAAAACCAAGUUAAUAGGAAUGAAAGAGGAAAUAUUUAGGAUUUGUAAAAAGGAAUAAAUCAAUCCAUAUGAAAUAGAAUAAUCUAAGUAUAAAUAAUUAUUUAAAGAGUCUGCUAAUUCAACUCCUAGUUUAAAUAAAUAAUCUUAGGCUACAUUAAUCUUUAACUUGAAGAAAUAAAUAACUGAACUUUAAAAUGAAGCAAAGGCAAAAGAGCAAGACCUUUAAAAAAUACAAAGGUCUGUUAAAUUGACAUCAAUAAAAGAAUUAGAAGUUUAACUUAAAAUGUAUUCUGAAGAAUGUUUGAGAUUGAGAAGAAUGUUAGAAUAGCAAAUUAAAUUAGAUAAAGAUGAAAGGUUAAAGAUAAAUGAUAGUUAAGAAGUAGAUGGAUCUCAAAGAGACCCAAAUAGCAACUACAACUAAGCAUUCUCUUUGCUUAAGCAAGAUAACAUUUAAAUGGCAGCUAAUCUAAAAAGAUAGGAGGAAGAAAUAUUUGCCUAAAGAAUAGUGAUUGAAACUCUAGAAAAGUAGUUAAGAAAUUAAAAGCAUGAAAAUUAGUAGUAAAAAAGAAUACUAGUUGAAAAAGAUAGGGAAAUUGAAAGCUUUAAAGGAAAUGAUCCUUUUGUGAACAAUGGUAAAAAGAAUUCUUAGUUUACUGUCGAAGGGUAGUUAAAAAUAGAAUUAGAUAAAAAGUAACAAGAAAUCAGUUUACUAACUCAUUAAAUUUAGUAAAAGGACAAAAGGAUUAUGGAUGCCGAAAAAAGAUCUAGGGAAAAAGAAGCUGAUUUAUUAGAUAAACUCUCUGCUGAGGUAAAAGAAAAAUAAGAUUUAUAAAAUAUGUUAGAUAAGGAAAGGGAUUUGAUUUAUAAAAUGAGAUAAGACUUAGAGCGUCUUUAGUAAGAUAGAAGAUAUACUAAGGUUGAUAUAAUUAGUUCUUAAGCAACUAUAAAUGAUAUAGAAAAUAAUAAUUCUCCAGGAGAGCUCUCUAGCCGAUAAAUUAAUCAUAGAAGAAGUGUGAGAUAGAAUACAAAUAUUUCUACUCGCUCUUUCUAAACUAAUUUUGAGUAAGGUUCUAUAUAAAAUCUUUCAAGAAAAAGAUUGUAAAAAGUAAAUUCUGAAGAAAUUUAGUAAAUAGGAGAAAAUUUAAAGUACAAACUUAAAUUAUAAAGAAUCACCUUGAACUAACUUGAAAAGUUUUUAUUUAAGGACGAGUAUUAAUAUUAAGAUGUAAGCUUGCAAGAGAUUUACAACGCAUUUUAAGAAUAUCCUUUUAAAAUGAAUGACGAGGGAUAAAUUCUUACUCUUUCUAGAUAUUUGAUAGAAGAUAAUAGCUAAGAUUGGAUAACAUUUGAUCCAAAUUAAAGAAAUAAUAUUUCUGUUGUAAAAAGCGUUUUAAGGCACUUACUUGAAAAUUACACUAUAGUUUCUUAAUAAUAAGAAAUAAGAGACAUGGUUAAAGUAACAUAGUAAUUAAAUAAGCAAAAAGGAGGUUUACUUGAUAUGCUUUAAAGAGACCCAGCAUCAAAAAAAAUUAAUGGUUCUCUUUGUUGCGACAAGAAAUAACUUCUGUAUGCUCUUGACCAACUAGAAAUAUAGCUUAAUUCUUAAGAAUAAGAAUGUUUAUUUAUAAAAUUGUAUGAAGAGAAUCAAAGUCUAGAUUAAAUUAAGAUAGAUUCAAUUUUUAAGAUAUUUAACUAAGAGAGAUAUAAUACAUUAACAGAGAUGAAUGCAAAAGAUUUAUAAGAUUAAUCUGAUUCUAAUUAAGAAUUUUCUAAACAAAAUAGCCAAAAUAACCUACCAAAAUAAGAAUCAAAAGUUACUUUCCCUACAGGAAAAAAGAACUCCAUCAAAAGCGAUGUUUCAAAAAGUCAGCUUUCAAAUAAAAGUAAAGCAUUUAAAAAUGUAGUUGCAAAUGAUUUUAAUGUUUAUAAUAGUAACGUAGAUCAAGAAGCAGUUGCAGCUAAUUAAAAUAAUUAUAUGUUAGAAGAUGAAGAAGAAGUAGAGAGCUAAGGAUAGAUUUCUAAUGAAGAUGACCACUCUUAAUACUAAUAAAAUAACCGUAAUCAAACAAAUAGUAACCAUCAAAAUGUAAAUAACAACAAUAAUAGAAAUAACCACGUUAAUAACUAAAGCAGUUAAAUAAAUUAUUUAAAUAUUGCAUAAGAGCAUGAAUAACUUUUAGCUGAAUAAACAAAUUACACUUAAAAAACAAAUUCAUAAUUCCAGAAUGAUCCAAAUGAUCCUUUCUAAGAUUCUCAGCAUGAAUGA